Manis javanica (Malayan pangolin) is the source of this 2637-nucleotide messenger RNA. It is a transcript of the gene ZNF200, whose product is annotated as zinc finger protein 200. Gene Ontology annotation, molecular function: RNA polymerase II cis-regulatory region sequence-specific DNA binding; DNA-binding transcription factor activity, RNA polymerase II-specific. Gene Ontology annotation, biological process: regulation of transcription by RNA polymerase II. NCBI's taxonomy places the organism in Eukaryota, Metazoa, Chordata, Mammalia, Pholidota, Manidae. The record is from RefSeq and is a predicted model, not a curated record.
GGCGCUCGGCCUCCCAGAAGGCACCGCGCCCCCGCCGUCCUCCUCAACUGAAGGAGGCGCCCUCCAAUCGUCGCCUGCGGCCUGUGAGGACACUCGGAAGGGCGAGGGGAGGGGUCGGCAUCUCGCUCCCAAUUUCCCGGUCUCUCCUCGAGCCUGUGUCUCCUGGCGGUCCCCAGCGAGCGGCCCGGGGUCGCAGAGCCGCCGAGAGCUUGGCUGUAUGACAAAUUUCCUUCAGUAAGAGGUGACUCUCAGAGCUCUUCAGAAACGAGUGUGGUGUGUGAUUCAAGGCACAAUGGCUGCAAAAGUGGUUCCCAUGCGUCUCAAGUCAAAGCGGUCCUUUAUACUGAGAGUUCCUCCAGACUCCAGGCUGAGCCAAGACCUACAUCGAGAUGCUACAAGUGGGCCCAAGACCAUCCAUCAGCUGGUUCUGGAGCACUUCCUCACCUUCUUACCCAAGUCAAGCCUGAACCAGCCCAAUAAGAAAGUCAGGGAGACCCUGGUUAUUAUGAAGGAUGUGAGCGCAAACUUUCGGAACAGAGGGCAGCCUCGUCCCUUAGUGAGGCUUCUGUCCAAAGAAGGAAUCCAGCAGAAACAGCAAAUAGUUUCUCUCUUUUUGAAGGCUGAGCCAGAGGAGCUGGUGGUCUUGGAGGAUUUGAAUGUAUUUUACUCUCAAGAAGAAUGUAUAAGCCUGGAACCUGCUCAACAGCCCACCUCAGAGAAAGAAGAAGGCAGUGUUGGGGAGAUGAAGUUACUGGUCAAUGACAUAAAUCCUGAGGGCGAAGAUUUUCAGAAAGAACUUGUAGAGAAUGAUGAUCAUGGAGAAAAAUCUUUAGAUUGUAAUGAAAUGGAUUGUUCCAUGGUCUCUGAGCAACCUCCAGAUUGCCAUAAAGAAGACAUAUCCAUCCCAAAGAAAAGGAAAAUGAGAAAUCUUCUAGUUACCAUUGAAAAUGAUGCUCCAUUAGAGGAACUCUCAAAAUAUGUGGAUAUCAAUGUUAUUGCACUUACCUGCAAUCAGAGAACAAGAAGAUGGUACACUUGUCCACUGUGUGGGAAACAGUUCAAUGAAAGUUCUUACCUUAUUUCCCACCAGAGGACUCACACUGGAGAAAAACCCUACGACUGUAGUCACUGUGGGAAAAGCUUCAAUCAUAAAACAAACCUUAAUAAACAUGAACGAAUCCAUACAGGAGAGAAACCUUAUUCAUGUUCUCGGUGUGGGAAAAAUUUUCGUCAGAAUUCUCAUCGGAGUCGCCAUGAAGGAAUCCAUAUAAGGGAGAAGAUAUUUAAGUGUCCAGAGUGUGGGAAAACCUUCCCAAAGAAUAAAGAAUAUGUGCUUCAUCUGCAGAGUCAUGGUGCUAAGAGGCCAUAUGGUUGCAAAAAAUGUGGAAGAAGAUUUGGUCGGAUGUCGAACUGUACCCGGCAUGAAAAAAUCCACUCGUCACGUAAGACCCGAAAGCAGAAGUGGGAUCAGGAAAGGUCUGAUGGUCCUGCUUCAACCUGAAGGGUGUUAUAAGGAAUUCUAAAUGCACAGGCUGUCAGAAAAGAUAGAGAUAUGUGAAAACCUCAUUAAGCCAAAAUGGGAUCAAUACCAUCUUGGCUAAAACCUCAAAUUUUUAGAAUUUCACAGGAAAAAACAUCCUCAAGGGCUAUACCUCAGUUAGCAUCCAGGCAUUCUGGACUAAGGAACUUUAUUUUGUGAAUUUAUAGAACAAUGUACAGGUCAUAGAUCCCUUUCCCAAAAAUGGCUUAGGAAUUCACACUUAAGAGAAAUAAUGCAAAGAUCCUUAUCUGGAACUGAGUUUCCCUGAGAGAAUCAAACUACUGAUUGAUUAAGCCAACAGCUUCUGUUGGCAAUUCAUAUAACCCUCUAAGAACACCCUGUUGAAGCUUGAGUGUUGAAAGAGAUUGUUUACUUUGGAAUAUAGGAAAAUACAGCAAUUGAAUGUUGAAGACUUGCUCUCAUUUGUGAUUGAAGCAAACACUUUCAAUAACCUUUAUAUUUUGUGGUAAAAACUGACUUUUACAGAAAUCCUUUUCACAACAUGAUUUAAAAGUGACUGCUGUUCUUACUGUAUUUUGUUCAGCUACUAAAUGCCCAGACAGCUCUCACAUGCCUUUCCCUUGCCAAAAGAAGUUUGGGUUGCUCAGGCCUGGCCACCCGGCCCCACCACUGGAGAAGCUCUUCAGAGUCUUGUCCCAUUGCUGAGCCAAGAAGAACACCUACUAGGAAAGAAACCCAAAAGCCUGAGAGGAAGAGAUUUUGGCUUGAAUCCAUGGCUUGUCAAUAACCUUACCAUAUGUUUAAUUCCCCUCUAAGCAGUCAUCAGACCUUUGAAUGGGUGGUCACUACCUCAGAAGCAAAAUGUUUUAUUUUUAGAAAUUAUGUCACCAGUGGCUAGCUCACAUGGCCCCUCAAGAGAAGGGAUUCGUGUCUUCAUUAUAGUGGAUCUUUGUUCUCUUUGGCCUCCUUGAUAUCCAGACUUGCUUGACUUGUCUGUCCAGUGGUGCCUUCACAGGUCUUACCUGUGAUGUGUGAUUUUUUUUAAUGCAUUUUAUUAUCAAUAAUCUACAAUUACAUGAAGAACAUUAUGUUUACUAGACUCCCCUCUUCACCAAGUCACCCCCCCACCCCAUUAC